GCUGCUUUCUCGUGUGACCGCUGGCGUCGGGGCCGCGGGGAGCGGCGUCAGCCGCGGUUUAUUCCCCGUCAGCGCCGCGCAGCCAAUUCGCGGAGAACUUUAGUUUCUAACUGCCGAACUAAACGAGGGCCUCAGCGCGGAGCUCCGCCACAGGACCUAAAUAGUCAACAACAACAGGAACAAAAGGGGCCGGAGCCCCCGCGAGCCGGACCGCCGUCGGCACCGGUCGCCUGCAUUAGCGCGGGUCCCUCCGCAGAGCCUCCGCCGGGGCGGUGCAUCUGGGCCGUAGGACGGUGGCAGGCGACACGGCCUCAUCGCGGAGCUGCGCUCCGGGACCGCGGAGCCGCUCGCUUUGGGCGCCUGGAAGCGUCCGCUCGUUACCGGGUUGACGUUCACCGAGCCGCUGGCCUCGGAGCCCGCGGGGUUUCAGUCACAGAGCGGCCGUCAGAAGCCACUAGUUCGCCUUGGCCGGGCUCCGGCGACAGACUCCGGAAUUGUGCCGACGGUGGCGAUGCAACUUCAGCCGGCGACCAAGCCGCGGAGCCGACGGCGAAGCAUGAAGCUGCUGCGGAUAACGACGCCAAACCCUCCACCACCACGACCGAGAGACACGUCUCCAUCCAAACCAAACUGGAGGGCCUCGAGAUGCUGGUCGACCUCAACGGAGCGGGGCGUAAGUCAUGUCCUCUGUGUCCUGAGGAGAAGUUUAAAGCCUGUUACAGCCACAAGCUCCGUCGACACCUGCAGAACCUCCACUGGAAAGUCUACGUGGAGUUUGAAGGCCAGAGGAUGUGUAUCUGUCACCUGCCCUGCAGAAACCUGAAGCCCAGCCUCAGCGGAGACCAGGCAUCGGGAAGACACGUGGCUCACUACCACUGCGUGGUGUGCUCCGUCACCAUCGCCCGCAAGACGGACAUGAUCAGCCACCUGAAGCGCCACGUCAACAAGGGAGAGACCGAGGCCAGCUACUCCGUCAGCUCAGACGUACCGUUCGAAGAGCCGGCAGCUCCGUCUGGUCAGGCCUACGAAAUCAUGAAAGAACUCGGAACAAACGUGCAGCUCCUCCCGAACCACACCACCCCGCAGAAGAGCGACACCUACUUCAACCGCAAGAUGAAGACCAACAGACAGCUGGUGUUUUGUUCGCUGGCCGUUCUGGCUGAAGAGAGAAAUCCACUGGAGUGUCUGGAUGCUUUCGGAGCCACAGGGAUCAUGGGCCUCCAGUGGGCGAAACACCUCCGUAACGCAGUCAAAGUGACCAUAACCGACAUCAGCGACACGUGCGUCAAGAUGAUCAGAGAGAACUGCGAGCUGAACCACAUCCGAGUGGACGGAGGCUCACGCGGCCCCCGGGGGCCCGACGGGGCCGGCGGUGAGGUCGAGGGGGUGCCCAUCGCUACGGUGGAGGUCGCCAAGAUGGACGCCAACGUCAUCAUGCACCUGCGGCCUUUUGACUACAUUCACUUGGAUCCGUUCGGGACGGCAGUGAACUACCUGGAUGGCGCCUUCAGAAAUGUCCGUAACCUGGGCAUCAUCUCUGUGACGUCCACCGACACCGGCUCCCUGUACGCCAAGUCUCCCAACGUCACCCUGCGUCACUACGGCUGUCACAUCGUACGCACUGAGUACUACAAGGAGCUGGCUGCACGCAUGGUAGUCGCCUCUGUGGCCAGAGCGGCGGCCCGCUGCAACAAAGGCAUCGAGGUGCUGCUGGCGGUUGCGCUGGAGCAUUUCGUCCUGGUGGUGGUGAGAGUCCUCAGGGGUCCCUCACAGGCUGAUGAGUCGGCUAAGAAGUUACGGAAACUGGUCCACUGUCAGUGGUGUGAGGAGAGAGUCUUCCUCAAACAGGGAAACAUGGUGGACGACACGCUGCCCUGUAACUGCCAUGGAAGCCUGCCUGGAAAGACGGCGGUGCAGCUGGGACUGUUAUGGUCUGGUCCCCUGUUUAACACGGGCUUCCUGAGGAGGAUGCUGUCGGCGGCGGUGCAGCACAGUAUGGACGACAUCCAGCCGCUCGUCAAAUCGCUGAUCUGCGAGUCCGAGUGCACCACCCUCAAGUCUUUGGUCCACGGGCCGUCCGCUCUCACCAACCAGGUGGAGUGUGGAGUCGUCAUUAAGACCUUGCAGAGCGGAGAGGAGUCAGGUCCUGAUCAGUCUGGGAAGAGGAAGACGGGAGAGGAGUCUGGGAACGUAGUGAAGAAGCUGAAGUCUGACGCGUCCCUGGAACACCCACCUUUCUACUACAGCAUCCAUCGCCACAGCAUCCGAGGCAUGAACAUGCCCAAGUUGAACAAGUUCCUUCAGUACCUGACGGAGGCCGGCUUCAGGGUGAGUCGGACUCACUUCGACCCAACGGGGGUUCGAACCGAUGCCACACUGGAGCAGUUUAAAUCCGUCCUCACCAAGUACAGCGUCCCCACGUACACCAACGCCACCGCCACCGCCACGCAGACGAGCGUGAGCACGGAGAAAACGGUGUGAGAAAAACCGGGCAGGGUGAUGGAGGCUGAUCCUCAACCCCUGAGAGGAGACGUACGCUCUUUGGAGCCAAAAUCACUCUGCCCUCGGCCCCUGGUCUCAGUUUGACGGCUCCUCUGCUGCUUCUUAAAACCCAGACAACAAAGUUGUGACUGUGCAGAUAUCUUCAAAAAAAA
Xiphias gladius (swordfish) is the source of this 2654-nucleotide messenger RNA. RefSeq names its product tRNA methyltransferase 1-like (gene trmt1l). The record is from RefSeq and is a predicted model, not a curated record. The transcript has 16 exons. NCBI's taxonomy places the organism in Eukaryota, Metazoa, Chordata, Actinopteri, Istiophoriformes, Xiphiidae. Gene Ontology annotation, molecular function: RNA binding. Gene Ontology annotation, cellular component: nucleus. Gene Ontology annotation, biological process: tRNA N2-guanine methylation. Bases 646 to 2481 code for a protein of 611 amino acids.